AUGCUCGUCAGAUUAGAAUGUAAAAUAUGCGAUGUUGACCCUGAUUUGUCUCCAAGACAAGAAUACUCUACAAUUCACUGGAAAGGAAUGAUUGUGAAGAACCCUAAUGAUAUUAGACUUCCAGAUAUCAAUGUCAAAGGUCAACUCCAGAGUUACUACUUUUUGUUGAAUGGAUGCAGCAAGACAGAGUGUACAGCCUAUUUACUACAUUCUGCAGACCAGUUGAACGGUGGUAUAAUACAUCGCUUAGCAUCUUAUGAAAAUACUCUUAGGAAGUCAGACCCUGGGUCAAAGGUCAACCCUCAUGAAUUGCUUGAAGAUCUACCUUUAUUUGAUGUUGGUGAUUUAUGGAAAAUGGAAAAUGAUUUAAUGAAUCUACAAUCAGUAGCACUCAAGAAUUGGAUUGAAAAGAAAGACAUUCAAGAAAAGAAAUGCCAAAUCAGUCAAAAUGAAAUUGUUGAAUUAUUGACCAAAGUCCGAAGUGAUUAUAUUGACCAGUUUACAACAGAUAGGACAUGUAAAUUACAACUCAUUAAAACUAUGGAGCUUGAAGCGAUGAAUUUGUGCUCCGAAUUGGAUUAUAACACUGGAUCAGAUUGGAUAGAAAAAAAAGCAUUAAUUAAUAAAGAAGCUUUGCAUAAAAAAUUUAAGCGUGUCAAAACAGAAGAAAUGAUAUUCCGAGGUGAAGUGAUCAGAGUUCCUGAAGCUGGUACUUCUGUUCGACUUGAUGUCAGUGAAUUUUUGAAAUACUUCAAGAAUAGUGGUAAACCUGUAUCAGACCAGUCAUCACCGACUAAUUGUGUACAUUCUGAAACAUGCAAGCCUUGUACAUUUUCUGAUCCAACUACACUGUCAUGUGCCAGUUUUAAAGAUGCAGUUCAAAUGCACCAUCAUGGAAUAGAUUACUGUUUAGACUCUCGUAAUGCAGAGAAAAUCAAUGAUAGAAGAUUACGUAUUCAAGCUCGCUAUAUUACCCAUGAGACAUCAUCUACCUGCACAUUAGAGCAAGUGGCAUCUGCAGCUACUAUGUUGGUUCCUAGCCCUGCCGCUCAAGCCUCACCACAAGAAGCAUCAAUCGAGAAAGAACCAAGAAGAACGAAAUCUCUGACUUCAUCAAGUCAUACAAUAAAAACAAGAAAUUCCACAGCAAAAGAGGAGCUCUUACAAAAAAGGUCUGUAAGAAGUAGUCCUCGUAGAGCUUCCAUGCCAAGAAUAAAAGCGAUUAAACAGCAAGACAGUAAACGUAGUUCAUCAUUAUCACAUCAAAGAUCAGCCUCAGUUGGAUCUGCACAAUCAAGAUCUAAUAAACAUAAACAAGCACUAAGAUACACAGUUGACAAGACAUUGAAAAAACAUGGUAUUGACAAAGAUCAUGCAAGUUAUGCACAGUGCGUCACACGAUUAUAUUCACUAUGUAAAAGUUUUCUCAAGGAUCUGACAAGUUCACAUGGUCUUGAGCAAGAAAUGAAAGCUGUUGCGGAAUCAAAUGUUGCACAAGUCAUCAGUUUUGAAUUGAGAAGAUCACGAAAGCGAUAAGAAUACGCCAAAUUGUCAGUGUAAAGGGACUCUAAAUCAAUUGGUCAUACUGCAAAGAAUACUAUCUUGCUAACUGCGUCUUAUUUCAUAUUAUUCAUUUUGCCGAACUGUCAGCCAUGGCAGUAUUUCCGAAAGAUAAUGUUGGGGUUUCUAAAGUCUACAUUUGACUACUGUGUCUUGUAGGAAUAUAGACAUGAUGCUUAAAGUUAUGUGAGAAAGAAUAAAAACGAGUCUUUGAAUGUACCAUUAAUUGAAUCUUGUUACAAACAAGCUCUGAAGACAUAAUUAAUUACCUAAUUUGCAUAAUAAUUAUCCAGUAUAGACAAUUCCGCUGAGUUAAUUUACAUUCCUGAUUAGUUUUGGGUUCUAAUUUCUACCCAUUUUACAAAUUUGGAUUAUUUCUGUGUAAAUAAGAACUGCUCAGGGAUAAUCAGCAAACUAUGUUUUAGUUCUGAGCUGUGCAUAUAACUUCAAUUUACCUAGUUUGUACUGCAAAUAGGCAAUUUAUAGAUUUUCACUAUGCGGUAUGGAAUAUCAUUGCUGUUGACAAAGCUCUAAUUUCUUGGUGGGUCGAAAUAUUUUGCUAAAAUUUUCAAGGCACUCAUAACGCUGCAAGGGUGGAUAUGGAGAAUGUUGGUUCACAUGUGUUGUACAUAAACAUUAUUACGAACUCACUGUUUUAAAUAUGAGUAACAAACUGUAUACGACUUUCAUGUAAUUUUUGCCACUUCAGUACCUUCACAGC
Messenger RNA from Saccoglossus kowalevskii, 2281 nucleotides. Its product is annotated as mdm2-binding protein-like. The record is from RefSeq and is a predicted model, not a curated record. Lineage: Eukaryota; Metazoa; Hemichordata; Enteropneusta; Harrimaniidae. Gene Ontology annotation, cellular component: kinetochore. Gene Ontology annotation, biological process: regulation of protein ubiquitination; protein localization to kinetochore; traversing start control point of mitotic cell cycle.